Messenger RNA from Rhizoctonia solani, 300 nucleotides. RefSeq lists its product as uncharacterized. The record is from RefSeq and is a predicted model, not a curated record. The transcript has a single exon. Lineage: Eukaryota; Fungi; Basidiomycota; Agaricomycetes; Cantharellales; Ceratobasidiaceae. The coding region runs from base 1 to 300 and encodes 99 amino acids.
AUGGGUUGUCAGCAGAGGAAUAAUAGGGCUCUAUGGCUUAGUGGUCAAGCUGGUUCAAUUCCGGCUAGUUCUAUUUCCUCUGUUUAUGACAGGGUCUCAAUCCCUGCUUCUUUGACUUCUUCAAGUUUGCUCAAGGUUCUUGACUUGGCUGAGAAGGCCAAGGAGGAGGCGGGUGACCUGCUUGAGAGAGACUUCCCCAAGUUCAUAGGGUGGUUGUUGGAAGUUGGGUCCCAGGUCUCUUGGAUCAAAAGGGACUGGGUUCAAGAGGAUGUCCAGGAACAGGUUGCCAUGGUUGGUUGA